AUGAAAACAGGGCCCUGCUUUGAUGAAGGAGACGACAGGGGAGGUAUAGACAGUGUCACGGGCAGAGGGUGUGGCUGCCGCUUUUCUUCUGAGGAAACUCUGGCCAUCCCUGACUGGCUCCUUCUUACUUGUGACAUCAGACCCCUUUGUGGUGGCGGGGCUGGUUUGGUGACCCCUCUCAAAGCUCAUGGGCCUGAAGUUGUUCUAAUGGCUUGCCUGGGAGUCAUUCUUAUGGGCCGGCCCCCCAGCUCGGGGUCGGGGAGGCCGGAAUCCUGGCCUGGUGUCCAGCAGAGCGGCUUCCCUCCUGUAGUGACCUGCGAGAUAGAGGCGCCGCUGCGUGCCCACCGGCCUUUUAACAGCGUUCCCAAAGGAAGCAAGGCGAGCGGCGCCCUGUUCACGCCCGGGGCCCCCUCGCUGCAUCAGUGCAGACCGGAUGCCAUCCGCUAUGAUCCCAGGAGUGCCGUGAGAUGCCAGCGAGACUCUGCGGGGCUGUCAGACGGGGAGGCCCGCAGAAAUGCCGGGAGGGCUCGCUGUCUGUGGCAAAGGAGGGCCCGCUUGGGACACGAGUGGCCCAUGGCCUGCUGCUCUGGGCCAGCCUAUGCUUAUGAAGCACCCCCUGCGUACCAGGCACGGCUAAGCCGGGGUGCUGGUCCUGAAGAGCUCACUCUGGAGUGGGAGAGCCUCUUGGGGAGUUUUGCAAGUGCACAUUUGAGGGCUCUGCUCCGAGUUCAUAUUUUAGCCAUCAAGCAUGCAGAUGUUUCUGACCCAUCACCAUCAGACUGUGGGCCCCGCACUCUGGAUCCUCUGUGCCUGCACCCGCAGGUAUCUAUCUGUAACACAGAGUUUGGGGUGUUGGUCUCCUCCUCAGAUGGGCCACUGAACUACCCUGGCCCUGGGGAAGGACAGCAAACAAGCAGUGGCUGGUGUCAGAAUUCGAUUCGCCACAAUUUGUCCCUGCAUAGCAAGUUCAUCCGAGUGCAGAAUGAAGGAACUGGGAAAAGCUCCUGGUGGAUGCUUAAUCCAGAGGGAGGGAAGAGCGGGAAAUCUCCUCGGAGAAGAGCCGCCUCCAUGGACAACAACAGCAAGUUCGCUAAGAGCCGAGGCCGAGCAGCCAAGAAAAAAGCGUCUCUGCAGUCUGGCCAGGAAGGGAGUGGCGACAGCCCUGGACCACAGUUCUCCAAGUGGCCCGCCAGCCCCGGCUCUCACAGCAACGACGACUUCGAUAACUGGAGCACGUUUCGCCCUCGUACGAGCUCCAACGCUAGUACCAUCAGCGGGAGACUCUCUCCCAUCAUGACCGAACAGGACGAUCUUGGCGACGGGGACGUCCACUCGAUGGUCUAUCCUUCGUCCACCACUAAGAUGGCGUCCACUUUGCCCAGCCUGUCGGAGAUCAGCAAUCCCGAAAACAUGGAAAACCUCUUGGAUAAUCUCAACCUUUUGCCAUCGCCUACUUCCUUAAGCGUGUCCACUCAGUCUUCUCCCGCCACGAUGAUGCAGCAGACGCCCUGCUACUCGUUCACCCCUCCCAACACGAGCAUGAAUUCGCCGAGCCCCAGCUACCAAAAAUACACUUACGGUCAGUCCGCCAUGAGCCCGCUCCCCCAGAUGCCUAUGCAGAGCCUCCAAGAUGGCAAAUCGAGCUACGGAAGCAUGAACCAGUAUAACUGCCCCGCGGGGCUGCUCAAGGAACUGCUCACCUCUGACUCUCCUCCCCACAAUGACAUCCUGACGCCCGUCGAUGGCGGCGUGGCUCCGCCGGGCGGCCGGGUGAUGAGCCAGAACGUGCUGAUGGCCCCGAGCCCGGUGAUGCCUGCCUACGGCAGCCAGGCGUCCCACAACAAGAUGAUGGGCGCCGGCGCCCACCCGCACCCGGGACACUCUCCGCAGACCUCCGCCGUCAACGGGCGCGCCUUGCCCCACGUGGCCAGCGCCAUGUCUCACCCCUCGGGCUUGAGCCGCCUGACCCCCGUGAAGCCCUUGUUGCAAGUGCCUCUGCCCCACCCCAUGCCGAUGAACACCGUGGGCCCCUACCCUGCUGUGAACAGUUGCAACGGCUACGGAAGGAUGGGCCUUCUCCACCAGGAGAAGCUCCCCAGUGACUUGGAUGGCAUGUUCAUCGAAGGCUUGGACUGCGACAUGGAGUCCAUCAUCCGCAACGACCUCAUGGACGGAGACACGCUAGAUUUUAACUUUGACAAUGUGUUGCCUAACCAAAGUUUUCCGCACAGCGUCAAGACGACGACACAUAGCUGGGUGUCGGGCUGAGGAGGAGGCAGCAGAGCAGGCUACACUUAAAAGUACUUCAGAUUUGUCUGACAGCAGGAACUGAGAAAAGCAGUCCAAAGAUGUCCUUCACCCUCGUUUUAGUUUUCUUGAUAGAAAAAAAAACACAACGCAACGCAACAAAAAGCAAAAACCCAUGUUCCUUUUUUUCCUUUCGUCAGACUUGGCAGCAAAACUACUUUUCCUGUACAGGAUGUUUGCCCGAUGUUUGCAGGUUAUGUGCUGCUGUAGAUAAGGACUGUGCCAUUGGAGAUUUCAUUCAUUACAAUGAAGUGCCAAACUCACUACACCAUAUAAUCACAGAAUAGACUUUCGGAUCAUGGAGAGCUUUAGAGUUUGUAUAUAAGCAGUAGAUAAAGAAUUGUGUGUGUGCGUGUGUGCGCCUGUGUGUGUGUUUAUAUGUUUUUGUUUUUUAAGAAUAUCCAUUUGGUCCAAGGAAAGUUUAUACUCUUUUUUGUAAAGCCGUGAUGGUCUCAUGUCCUACGUAAGUUAAUCAUUUUUGUUCGUGCUACCUGUGUUCCUCUGAACUGAACUGAUGACUCACAGUGAACCAAGAUCUCCAUUCAGUAGCUCCAGGACAGCCCCGGACUUUAUUCAGGUUGCCACGUAAUUCAUAUGAGAAAGAAAUAGCCUGUUAGGAAUCAGCAGAGUUAAUUGACUUGUCAACGGUUUUGAAACAAUAGAUUAAAUACCAGCUCA
Molecule: messenger RNA, 2985 nt
Organism: Gracilinanus agilis (Agile Gracile Mouse Opossum)
Lineage: Eukaryota; Metazoa; Chordata; Mammalia; Didelphimorphia; Didelphidae
Gene: FOXO1
Product: forkhead box O1
Exons: 9
Coding region: 1-2268 (755 amino acids)
Biological process (GO): regulation of transcription by RNA polymerase II; insulin receptor signaling pathway
Cellular component (GO): nucleus
Molecular function (GO): DNA-binding transcription factor activity, RNA polymerase II-specific; RNA polymerase II cis-regulatory region sequence-specific DNA binding
Source: RefSeq, a predicted model, not a curated record